AUGCGUGCACGAUUCAAGCCUCCUGCAAUGCCGCGAGAGGAUCUGCUCGGGGCUGAUCGGGGAAGUCCGACCAUGUAUGUGAUCAAGCAAACCAGUGAGGAAUGCCGCCUCGAACCUGAGAAGGAGUCAUGCGAGGCGGAAGACGAAACAGGAGUGCCUUGCGCGCUGUGGGAGGGAGGCCAUGAAGCAAGAAACAAACGAGAUGAUUCCAACUCGAGAUGGGCUUUGAUCGCUCGGAACGAAUUCCAUCGACCAACUGGGCCUGCGUUUGUAUCACCAUCUGGAUCUGUAUCAAUCACGAUAGCCUCUCCCGUUGCGUACCGGCUACAAUUCAGAACACGAUCAUGCGACAUCUGGUUCCCACAGAAGCUUGUCAGUGGAAUGGAGGCAGCUUUCGGCUUCAUGAUGAUGUCAAUGCAUACUUGCCCGGCACUGGUCGUGGCACUGGAUGCAUCUUCGCUGUGCCAUCUCGGUCAGGAGUUUGGCGACCCGAGACUCUUCAAAGCAGGCUUGGGCAUGCACACGACUGCGCUUAGCCUUCUCAGAAAGGAACUUGAAAAUAGCGCAGAUCGGUUGAACAGAGCUCAUGUGGGCACUAUCGUCACGCUGCAAAUCACUGAGGCAUUCAGGACCAUGGACUUUGCCGGCGAGGGCUGGCUACAUCAUUCGAAGGGUCUCACUGCGUUGCUUGACAACUUAGACGAUGAUAUGAAGGCAGACCCAAACGCUCCCGGGUGGCCUGAACUUGUUGGUUGCUCUUUCUAUUUGUUCCACUUCUGGUCCGGUAUCGCUGCAAGGAGGCGAAUUAGAUCAUUCGGUCAAAGCGGUGGCACUGCUCUGAUUUCGAUUGCAGAGCAAGUGCCGGAGGCUCUGAAAAAAGCAGACGCAGCCUGCGAGAAGGGGGCUCAAUUGUCAUUGGAAGAAGGACUCCGAGUAAUCAACAUGCUGAGUACGAUCGAACAUGAGCUGGAAAGCUGGACCAAAUUCUGGAAUCCAUGCAUGCGAAGCGGUCCAUUUCACAUUGUCAACUCUACGAAGCUCUUCCACUUCCAACCAGCCAAGGGCAAGCGCUCGAAGAACCCUUUCCCAUUGAGCAUGGAGUUCAGAACUUUCUUUGACGCUCUCGACCACGCUGUCUGCACCGCAAGCUUGCUGGUCGUUAGGGAAGCCAUGAUUGACACCUGCCAAACACUCUUGAAGGGACCACAUGAGAUCUCUUCAAGUUUUGGCAAGCGGAUUGGUGCCCUCAAGGCCGCUGCACAUAGCUGCGCCGACAGCCUAUGCAUGGCAAUACCAUACUUCCUGUUACCUUCUAACGGCCAGUAUGGGCACGUCAUAGCCUCGCAUCCUCUCGUGUGGCACAGAGGUGGUAUGUGCGUUUGCAGAAGGAACACAUCGAAGCUGUGUCGGAAAAGCUGCACUGGUGUGCUCAAGCUGGCAAACGAAUUCGACAACGAGGACUGCGUACCCUGUGAUGAGGAGUCAACGCGAUAG
Messenger RNA from Zasmidium cellare ATCC 36951, 1494 nucleotides. RefSeq lists its product as uncharacterized. The transcript has a single exon. NCBI's taxonomy places the organism in Eukaryota, Fungi, Ascomycota, Dothideomycetes, Mycosphaerellales, Mycosphaerellaceae. The coding region runs from base 1 to 1494 and encodes 497 amino acids. The record is from RefSeq and is a predicted model, not a curated record.